AGUCCCUUCCCAAACCAAACCAUCAAUGGCCUUCCGAUCUCCUCCUCCGCCCCCCGCAAGGCAACCACCCACGUCACCUCCUCCCACACCACGUCAAAGUCCCCCGCCUCCCACUCCCAUCGUGAACCCACCGCCGCCUCCGGCUCCCACUCCCAAACUGCCACCGCCGCCUCCGAAUGUAAAGCCACCGCCACCUCCGGCUCCCACUCCCAUGCUGCCACCGCCGCCUCCUAGUGUAAAGCCACCACCGCCGCCACAACGAAGCCCCCCGCCGCCUCCUAGUGUUAAGCCACCGCCACCUCCCACUCCCAAACUGCCACCGCCGCCACAACGAAUCCCCCCGCCGCCUCCUAGUGUAAAGCCACCACCGCCGCCACAACGAAUCCCCCCGCCGCCUCCUAGUGUUAAGCCACCGCCACCUCCCACUCCCAAACUGCCACCGCCGCCGGCUCCAGUUGCACCGCUAGUUCCGCCGCCGCCACCGCCGGGCCCAAACCACACCGUGGUCAUCGUGGUGGUAGCCACCCUCGGCGGCCUUGUCCUCCUCGGUUUCCUUGCGGCGGCCGUGUUCUGUUUCCUACAGAAGAGAAAGAAGAAGCAGAAGGCGGCAGCGAGAGAAGGGCUGGCGGCGGACGUGGAGGGUCAUGUGCACGGGCAGCAGUUACACGAAAGGUUCAAGAAGGGGGCGGCGUCCUCCUUCGGUAAAGCUGCACGCAGUUCCAGCCGGGCGACCGGUUAGUCAGCGGAUGCUGAAGCUACAAGACAGAUAUAUAUAUCUACGAAUGGUUGAACUUGAGAUCCUCUAAUUAAUAACCUGAGUACUGAGUUUGUACACGUGCAUGUGUUUGAGCUACGAUCUAUAAUAUAUAUAAUAUAUAAUGUAUUGGGAUGAAUAAUGAGAAUAAAGUGUGCGCUGUUUGUUAAGAUUUUG
Molecule: messenger RNA, 931 nt
Organism: Zingiber officinale
Lineage: Eukaryota; Viridiplantae; Streptophyta; Magnoliopsida; Zingiberales; Zingiberaceae
Product: protein TRACHEARY ELEMENT DIFFERENTIATION-RELATED 7A-like
Exons: 1
Coding region: 26-739 (237 amino acids)
Biological process (GO): plant-type secondary cell wall biogenesis
Source: RefSeq, a predicted model, not a curated record